AUGGCGUAUCCUUCGCCUGACGAUGGGAGCGCAAGGCUUGGAGCUCCCCAGGACGUUAUCGUCGACGAUGAAGCCGCCCAGAAACGGGCACGAACUAAUGAUGCUAGUGGUGGUGAUGCGACUUUGAGUGUCAAGUCGGAAGGCACUAAUGGCCAGAGACUAUACAGCUGUGGGAAAUGUGCCAAAAGCUAUGCGCGUCUAGAUCAUCUCAGCCGUCAUGUUCGCAUGCAUACACAGGAAAAACCUUACCAGUGUCAGGUCUGUACGAAAGCGUUUGCGCGCGCCGACUUGCUGAAGCGGCAUACCCUCGGCCACAGUAAGGACGAUCCGCAAGCGAAACCGACCAUGAUACAGCAUUCCCGCGUAUCUCAAGCGUGUGAAGCAUGUGCAGGGCUCCACCUGAAGUGUGAAGAAGAAAAGCCCUGUAAGAGAUGUACCAAGAAAAACAUCCAGUGUAAUUUCACCACCGCCGCGUUUGGAGGACCUGAUCAGAUGACCCAGUCGCCACAGCAGAAUAACUUUAUGCAUGCCCAGGACCAUCAGACGCGAUAUGACAAUAUGCAGCAGCAUUUGCAUACACUGCCGCCGAUGCAGCAGCACAACAUCCACCAGCAGUCACAGAUGCAAUCUAUUCAGCCAGCGCCCUCCAUGCACCGAUCAUCCAUGUCAGGGACUCAUCCUAGCCAACUUCCGCCUAUGCAGAUGACGCCCACACAGAUGUCGCCUCCUCAGAUAAGCGCUGCUAGUACUACUCCUCAGCAGCAGAAUAUGAUGGAAGGCACCAUGAUGCCUCCUCAACAGCCUGGGAACAACAUGUUCGACUACCUAAGAGACAAGAUGCUGCCACCUGGCAAUAACGCAGCCCCGAACGGCGUGCAAGUGGUAGAUUACCAGCAAACGGGUCCAUGGACGCCCCGCGAGCUGUUCGACUUUGGUGUCGACACCAAUAUGGAGCUCAACGAUCUUGAUUUGACAUUCCUCGAUACAUAUAACAACGCCAAUCCUUUCGACCUACGCACGCCAUCAAUUGGUUUUCCGACCUCGGGAUCAGACAUCAUGCCGAGUUUUACGUCCGCUCCGGUGCCCCCAAUUGACACGACUGCGCUGCCGAAAGCUUCCGUCUGGCGCUUCAGACCACUUUCAAAAGACUCGGGGUCCGCAGAACAAGCAAACUUGUCACUACCGACACCUACGACACUCGAUAUCGAUCGACGUGUGACUUGCGAGCCACUAUCGCAAACUUCGCGUGAUAAGAUUCUGGCCAUGAUCUUGAGCACUUGCAAGCCGAACAGCAUACCACGAGCUGUCGCUUGCUUUCCGUCUAUCAGCCUACUCGACAGUCUGUUCCAGUUCUCGUUGACCUCACCAGGCUCGCAUGCGAAGCACUGGAUCCACGCUCCGACAUUACUGGCAGGACAGACUCGGCCCGAAGUACUAGCAGCUAUUAUCGCAGCCGGAGCUGUACUCACGCCCGAUGCCGCUAUUCGUAAGGUGGGUUACGCCAUACAAGAGGCUAUCCGUACUGCCGUCCAGGUCCAGCUGGAGGAAGACAAUACCCUGAUGCGAGAUCUGCAGAUUAUGCAAGCUUCUCUACUGCAGCUUAAGAUUGGCCUGUGGAGUGGCGACAGUCGCAAGAUGGAACUUGCAGAGGGCUUUCAGCAGGUCUUGGUCACGAUGGCUCGUCGUGGUGGCUUCUUCCGCCGUGGUACAUACGAGCGCAUUGUACCGUACGCGGAAGACAAUGGCGAGGUGCUGCAGAGCAAAUGGCGUCAAUGGGUGCGGCAGGAGUCACGGAAGCGUUUCGCGUUGCACCUCUUCCGACAUGAUCUGGAAGCCUCCGUGUCAUUACUGAGCAGUCCAUUGAUCUCGUAUGCCGAGCUGUACCUUCCCUUGCCAGAAUCGGAAAUGCUUUGGCACUCGCCCUCUGCGGAGACAUGGAAGGCGACAUACAUGCGUAGCCAAGCACCAAGACAUGAGCGGCAGCCUUCGCUUGUUGACUGCUUACAAGAUCUUGAUAUUCUUGCCAUCAAGGACAUCUAUGUUGAUCAGCGUCAAGCCAGCAUGGCUCUGCUCGGCGCGGCCUGGCGCAUGAUCUGGGAAUAUCGACAGCUUGACUCGUCCAUGAAGGACUACACCAGCCAGUGGUGCAAUAGCAAUCUGCUCAUGGCUUCGAGACAUGCUGAGCUCACGAAGCUGCUGCAAUGCUUCCGUGUUAGCUCGGUCGAAGAUGCCAAGGUCACGCUCAUACUUGAGCUGCUACUCAUGCAUUUGCACAUGUCUCUGGACGACGUCCAUCUUUUCGCCGGCGUCGAAGGCGAAGAAGAAGCUCGACGAGUCUACCCGUCCCUGGUGCAGUGGACCCGUACCAAUACAGCGCGGCAAGCAUUAUGGCAUGCCGGCCAAGUGAUACGCGCAGCUCGCAACCUUCGUCAGGGUCUGAUUUGCGACUUUGCAGCCAUUGCGGUCUAUCAAGCCUCCUUAGCUUUCUGGUCCUAUGGCAUCAUCACCCGCAGUACUGAGCCAGGAGCGAUGCUUAAUAAUUCGGUGACAGCCUGGCUGGAUGCACCCGACGAUAGUGGUGUUCAGCGAUGGAUCAUCAAUGGGAAAGGUAGUGCAGCUAUCAGGACUUGGGUCGGAAAGCCUCCCAGUGAAGGUUACGCGUUAGUUGGCGGACCCGAUGAAGUUGUCUCGGCCGCUGUGCAGGUCAUGCGGAGGAAUCAUUAUGAGACUAGGUCGCCGCCUCUGAUUGAUAAUCUUAUCAAUAUGAUGGAAGGCCUGAGGAAGGCCACAAGGACUUGA
Recurvomyces mirabilis is the source of this 2799-nucleotide messenger RNA. RefSeq lists its product as uncharacterized. The coding region runs from base 1 to 2799 and encodes 932 amino acids. The record is from RefSeq and is a predicted model, not a curated record. Gene Ontology annotation, molecular function: DNA binding; zinc ion binding; DNA-binding transcription factor activity, RNA polymerase II-specific. NCBI's taxonomy places the organism in Eukaryota, Fungi, Ascomycota, Dothideomycetes, Mycosphaerellales, Teratosphaeriaceae. Gene Ontology annotation, biological process: DNA-templated transcription; regulation of DNA-templated transcription. The transcript has a single exon.